Penicillium expansum is the source of this 1935-nucleotide messenger RNA. RefSeq lists its product as uncharacterized. The record is from RefSeq and is a predicted model, not a curated record. NCBI's taxonomy places the organism in Eukaryota, Fungi, Ascomycota, Eurotiomycetes, Eurotiales, Aspergillaceae. The coding region runs from base 1 to 1935 and encodes 644 amino acids. The transcript has 3 exons.
AUGAAGGGAAUUACUCUUCUUUCGCUUUUUGGUGCUGCACUCGCUCAUCCGGCGGGCUUGUGGUGGGGCACUGAUGUCUGCUACACCAGUCCAGACAAUACCGAGAAUCAGUGCUCGGAUGCUCAGCAGAAAGGCUUCGACUUGUCUGAGCUGGGGAACGGGGACAAUUGGAGCCUGGAAGGCUUCCACUUCCACGGCCUCGAGCCUAAGAAUGGCUGUCAAGGAUCUAGUUACGGAGGCACUUGUCUUGGAGGAAAGCUUUCUAGUGAUGAUGACUGGACAAUCAAAAUUUCCGCCACUGACGCUCCAUUCUCAAUCCGCAACUUCCAUCUUUCAACUUCUCGGAGCACCGAUGUCUUCAUCAUCUACGAGAUGCCUGAUGGCUCUUCCUGUCAUCAUGUUGCUUCCAGCUCGUACCGGGGAACUGACGUUGGCAACGACCAGUGUGGUGGUGCUGUCUCAGUCGAGUUCACGCUUCCCGAAGAGAGCAAGUUCGGCGAUUGUGAUCUAGAGAUCCAUUCGAUUGACUUUGACUGCUCUUCUGGAACCAAGCCGCCAGCUCCCCCCGUCCUAGACCCCUCGUACUCUGACCCUGAGCCUACCCCGAGCUCAACUGUUUCCCUGCCUCCGUUCUAUUUGCCUUCUACUACGUUGGAGGUAACCCCGAUUAGCUACCCUUCCCAGAAGCUGACGACUUCCACAAUCUGGACCACCGAGGAGUUCACUGUCACUAAAUGCCCACCAACCGUCACUAACUGCCCUGGCCAUUCAACUGUUUUGAUUACUUCUACAUAUCCCGUGUCAACCACAGUCUGCCCGUCUACCCCUGUGGACCCUGAAACUAGCACGACAUCGCCCUGGGUUGUGCACUCGGAUCCCCCAAGCUGGACAACUUCCGUACCCCACUUCCGUUCGGAUCCUCCGAGCUCGACUACUUCCGUACCUCACUUCCACUGGACCUCGUCUGCUACCCAGGAGGUUCCUUCAAUUAGCCACUCUUCCCAGAAGUUGACGACUUCCACAAUCUGGACUACCGAGGAGAUCACCGUCACCAAAUGUGCACCAACCGUCACUAACUGCCCUGCUCAUUCGACUGUUUUGGUUACCUCUACAUACCCGUGGUCAACCACAGUCUGCCCUUCCAAGCCCGCGGAAACGGAUCCUAGCACAACAUCUCCUCAUGUUCACACGCAUCCCACGCUCACGAGCUCCAUCAGCACCACGACUACUACCGACCCUAGCCCGCCCGCCGUUACCGCCCCUUGCCCGAAUGUGGUACCCAAGUGUCUCAACACAUGGCUCUCCAUUCCUAAGUGCGACUCCAACAGCGACGCUGCAUGCUUCUGCCCAUCUACCGAAUUCACAGACAAAGUUAGCGGGUGCAUUCGGGCCUGGAGCAGCUCCAAGAAGGAGGAAGAUUCCGCCCUUGCUUUCUUCGCUGGCAUUUGCGCCCCCUUCGUUCCGGAGAACCCUGCUAUUGUAGACAUCGCUACAACCUGCACUUCCUCGGACCCUGUUACUUCGACCACUCAUGUCCCCCAUAUCACUAGCAACACACGUGUCUUCGUUUCGACAGUUAGUGUAGCCACAUCUGUCCCCACGGCUCCUUGUACCACUAUCAGCUGGGCCUCGCACACGGCAACUGUUCCCCUGGUUGAGUUCAGCACAGUCACUUGCUCCACUACCACCUCCGUGAAUCUGGUGGUUGUUACUCCAACCAGCCCUCCUUCUAAGACCAGCCACCAUUCGCACGUGUCUUCCUCGACACUGACCACCAGCUGCAAAACUCACACCACCUCUGUUCCUACUCCAACUGUCCCUAAGCCCACAGUAUCCAAGCCAACUGAAACUGUUGUUCAUGCCAAUGUUGGGUCGAAGCUCCCCUUGUGCAGCUUCUGGGCUUUUGGAAUUGCCCUUUUGGCGCUUCUCUUUUAA